AUGGACGACUCGCACGGAAUCGGCAAACCCGACCAAGCGGCCGUGCUGGGCCUCCUGACGGGCGUUCUAACGUUCCUUUCGGACGCGGCAUCGGAGGGCAGUCUUCGGGGGGACAACAGGGAGCCCCUGGAGCAGUACCUCAGCACACCCCUGGGUCCAGGUCUUAUUCCCGACAAAGAUGUUGUUGGCAACAAGGAGGCGGUCAGGCUAUGCGCCGCUCAGAUCCUCAUCAACAUGUGGUUCGCCUCACCUGGCGGGGAAUCGACCGAGGUGCUCGUGGACGCCGUCGACAACCUGAUCGACCUUGGCAUACAAGUUCCCGAUUUCGGCAGGCAUUCCCGCAGGAUCCUCGCCGCCCUGGCUGCCGAGGCUGAGGGAGCCCGCGAGCGUGCGACCGCCGCGAACAUGGCCGUGCCUCCGGACAUGGUCAGCGGCGACGGUGUGAGGGCCGCCAUACUGAAGUCACUGCUUGAGGCCGUGGGCACCAUGGACAAUCUGGAGGAUGAGAAGACGGUCAACAUGUUUGAAUUCGUGGCCGGUAUCUACGGUGUCAGGAACCCCGACCACGAUCCGCAUCAUGAACGCGACCUCGGCAUCGCCUACGAGCCUCUUCUGAAGUGCAUCGACAUUGGCGUCAAAAAGGUGCUGGAAGACACUGCAGUUUCACAGGUGGGCGAAGUUGCGGCCGUGGCCGUUGGGGCUCUGUUCACCCGCCCCGUCGUCGAGAUCAUGUACCGGAGGUGGAGUGGCCACGCCGACUCCCGCUUCGAGCGGUGGCAGACGCGCUGGGCCCAGAUACAUGCUCAUUACCCCGCGGAGUCUCUGCAGGGCCAAACCGCCAGUCAGGUUCUUCGGCGUAUGAGGGUGGUCCGGUAGCAGCCCAGGGCCCAAGACGUCUCAAAAUUGUUGACUGGAGGUGCAGGGAUGGGGAAUGACGGACGGAUUUCCAUGUGGAAAUGUGGGAGAGGGUUGGAGAAGAAUGCAUCCAGAAAGAGAUAAAGCCAGUCUAGAACCCG
Gaeumannomyces tritici R3-111a-1 is the source of this 1016-nucleotide messenger RNA. RefSeq lists its product as hypothetical. The coding region runs from base 1 to 876 and encodes 291 amino acids. The record is from RefSeq and is a predicted model, not a curated record. The transcript has 2 exons. Lineage: Eukaryota; Fungi; Ascomycota; Sordariomycetes; Magnaporthales; Magnaporthaceae.